AUGCCCGAUACCACCAGUGAAGGCUGGCAGGAACUACAGACGACGUCUCGUCGACAAUGCCCCAAGCUGUUCUACUCCUUCUCUACGGAAGAACAGUCACUCACCCUCCUCCUCACCGACCUGAUCUCUAUCUGGGAGUGUUCGCUUGACAAGUAUGACAUCCUUGCUGCAGCCGCCCGACAACAGACGAGCAUUGACCCAUCCGUCUCAUCGGACCAGUUGGGGGUCCUGCUCUCCAAGAUCCGCACAAGUCUCGGGGAUGGCGCGAACUCCCUGAUUCGCGGCGGCCGUGCGAACUCGCGGACGCUGCUGCUGCGGACAAGGACAGAUCUGCCUCGUCCACUCCGGCCCCUUGAGUGGACCUUCACCCUCGAGCCGCAGCGCGCUUCCGAGCUGGCAGAACGCGUCCUUCGGCCUAGCUUGCACGAGGUCUUCGUCUCCCAAAACAAAAUCAACUCCCUGCUCGGGAUCAUCAAGGACAAGGACCACAUCAUCUCACGCCUGCUCGACAGAGUUGGUAACUCUGCCGUGGACUUGAGCUUGGUCUUCCCCGGUAUCGCGGGCUUUGCGUCCCGCAAGGGUGGCCAUGUGUCUGUCGCGGACGCAAAGAAGCAUGUCCCCGGCAUGACGAGUUUCGACGAGAAAUCGUGGACGAGACAGUUCGCUAACGACGAGGGGUACGAGGGCGCUGACCGUACCGGGCUGAGCAACCUCGUCCGGGGUUGUGAGAAGUGCUUCGCGCACAGUAAAGCCGAGCAUGAAAGCUGGGUGAAAGAUCUGCCUUCCACGGAGAAACCAGAUCAAAACGAUGAUGCAAGCAGGAACCAGUCUGUGUCACCAUCAACAAAGGCCUCAAAAGAUGAAAUAAAAGAGCCGGAUAGAGACGACGAAUCCACAGACGACGAAUUCGAGCGUCAAGCGACCCCACCACACCUGAAGUCCAAGGAUGUUCCUAAGAAGACGACACGUGAAAACACAGCGGACGAGGAAACCGAGGACGAUGAACCAGUCCCCAAACGAGCACAGCCCUCGACAAUCGGCGGUCUAGGUCGACGAAAUGCCACAAAAGCCUUUGGCGCGUCGAAGCGGUCACCAAGCCCUGUGGACGCUGCUGUGAGCAAGUCACCUUCAAGUCGUCGGGCCUCCACGGCGUCGACAUCCACGGCGACAGCUUCAGAAGUGGAUGAUGCUGCCGACCAAAGGUUCCAGGCACCCGUUGCACCACAGAAUAAGAGCAGUCACUUGACGCAAAAGUCCAAGAUCGGCGCAUUGCGAUCCAGAAAGGCUUCGGAUUCACCCUCACCACCAGCACCAGCGGCGCGGCCGGGGUCAUCUACCUCUUCUACAGGAAGAGCCGCUGAGCAAGAGCCCCCUUCUCACAAUGUACGUGUCGCCGCGCGAGGAUCGAAGACACCCGAGGCAGGGGGAGAGGAAGAAGAAGAGGAAAACGACGAUCUAAACGACACAUCGUCAACCGCGUCCGCAUCUCCACCUCCAACCAAAGCGAAACCCUCGACGCCAGCACAUGAACGACGUCGUCUAGGCCGCCUGGGAGGAGGAGGAGGGGUGGCAAAGAAACAAGCGACGCCGCCAUCGCCAGAUACAUCCAAGGGCAAGGAUACCCCAGACAGCGCCCACACCGAGUCCCCUGCGAAAAGGAAGCCCGGUCGACUGGGCGGUCUCCGCAAAAGGGCACGCGACACAACUACAUCCCCGUCCCCGCGAGCGCAGGGUAAAGAAGACGCAACAAAUACGCAGUCACCCUCCGCAUCUCGCUCCCCGUCACAAUCCUCGUCCGCUACGUCCCGAUCCCGCACCCGCAACCCCGCCCUCGCUACCACCCGACGCCAGCGCCAGCGCCAGGACCACUCACCACCACCUCCCCCACCAGGCUCAACACGCACAAAGCCAGCGAUCGAGCCAAGGACGAACAAGAAGGAAGAAGAAACGCCCGAAGAAGCCGCGAGCCGACGCCGAAUGGAACUCAAGCGCACCAUCGCAGCCACGGAUGGGGCGAAGAAGAAACGCCGGUUUUGA
Fonsecaea pedrosoi CBS 271.37 is the source of this 2037-nucleotide messenger RNA. RefSeq lists its product as uncharacterized. Gene Ontology annotation, biological process: double-strand break repair via nonhomologous end joining. Gene Ontology annotation, cellular component: DNA ligase IV complex; nucleus. Gene Ontology annotation, molecular function: DNA end binding. The record is from RefSeq and is a predicted model, not a curated record. The coding region runs from base 1 to 2037 and encodes 678 amino acids. NCBI's taxonomy places the organism in Eukaryota, Fungi, Ascomycota, Eurotiomycetes, Chaetothyriales, Herpotrichiellaceae. The transcript is spliced from 2 exons.